GCGUUGAAUCCAGUCGUUGGAAAGAGCAACUCUGCUCUUUCUUAAUCCGCUUUCAACAGGCGUUUUCCAAAGACACAGCUCUCUCCCUACUUUGAGUUGCAUUGCUUCCAUGCAAAAAGGUGUCCUCACUUUCCUCCAUGGCCAACAAUCCUUCACAGCUCCUCCCGUCAGAGUUGAUUGACCGGUGUAUAGGUUCUAAAAUCUGGGUUAUAAUGAAGGGAGACAAGGAGCUUGUUGGUACUCUUAGGGGCUUCGAUUUGUACGUCAACAUGGUCCUCGAGGAUGUCACUGAGUAUUGGUCUCUGGUGGCUUCCCUGAUCUGGAAUGAGUUGGAUUCAUGCUCUAACCCCAAUGGCAAAUUAUGUAGGUACUCUCUCUCUCUCUCUCUCUCAAGACAUGAACUCUUUUGAGGAUUAGGGAUGUGGAUCCUCUGUCCUGCACCAUACUCCCAUGGGUGUCUCAACAUACGUCUCCUGCUGAAGCUUACCGCAUUUGCAUGCAUCAACGGUUGAGAAGUGGUUAAGGGUUACAACACGAAUGGGAGCCCUAUGGUUGUAGAGUAUCUUCAUCCAUAAUAUGCUGUCUUCUUGGUGGCCUGCUAUUUGACUACCCUUUCUGUGUUAUAGUACAUACGCAAUCUAAAUGCAGAAGUGUGUGUUCCCAAUUUCCACUUUGGAAAGGAUCAAAGAAUUCCACUUAUGUACUCGUUGCUCUUGCUUGAAAAGCUUCUACUUCACUAUGCAGAA
This is a messenger RNA of Rhodamnia argentea, 746 nucleotides long. RefSeq names its product sm-like protein LSM5. The coding region runs from base 138 to 410 and encodes 90 amino acids. Gene Ontology annotation, biological process: mRNA splicing, via spliceosome. The record is from RefSeq and is a predicted model, not a curated record. Gene Ontology annotation, cellular component: U6 snRNP; U4/U6 x U5 tri-snRNP complex; Lsm1-7-Pat1 complex. Lineage: Eukaryota; Viridiplantae; Streptophyta; Magnoliopsida; Myrtales; Myrtaceae. The transcript has 3 exons. Gene Ontology annotation, molecular function: RNA binding.